CGUGGUGAGUUACAAGUGCGAUUACGGAUCCGGGUCCGCGGGCUACAACUCAAUUGCUCUUCCAGGACCCGUCGAGUAAGACGGAUCCGAUAAGACAUAGCUUGGGCCAUGUUAGACCUGGUCAUAACAAAUCGAGCAGGACCGAAUCAACCGCCUCGAGAUGCAACAUAACAUUUGAAUGAGAUUGAUCCAAACGCAGUCACGUGACCAACGUGAGACCCGUUGCGUACUCGCGUCGGCGUCCCUUAUCCUCACCGUCCGUGCGCGGUUCUUCCUUCUUCCGCCUUCUCUCCGAUCGCUUCCUCCUCCGGCGAUUCUCCUCCGAUUUUGUUUGAUUGAUUCUUUUUUGGGGAAGAUUGCGGAAAUAGAGAGGCGAUGAUGGGACCGGAGAUUGCCUCUGGCUUCGACUCGCCUCCGGAGAGAGAAGAGAUGGAGAGCCUCGCCCUCUCCGACGCCUCCGCCAGCGCCUACCGCUCCGCCAUGUCCUCCAUCCCCGCCUCCAUUUCUGCAUCCUCCGAUGGGGAUCCACUCCUCGCUCCCCCUCCCACCCUCCACUUCCCCAUCUCCUCCUCCGCCUCCGGCCACGGCGGGAAUCCCGCCACUUCCACGGCUUCCUCUUUCCUAGAUCCGCCCUCCUACGCGGACGUGGUCUUCAGUCCAUUCGACUCGCAUAACGGCCACGGCGGCUGCGGCAGUGGCGCUGAUAAUGGAUCCUUACUCCGCAGCGAUUCCUCCCCCAGAUCCGCCCGUGCCGCUAAGUCAGACUACAUUAAGAUCUCCGUCUCCAACCCGCACAAAGAGCAGGAGACAGCGAACUCGCUCGUCCCCGGCGGUGGGACCUACUUCACCUACUUGAUCACCACCCGAAUGCGCGCCGGCUUUGCGGCGAAUGGGGACGGAGAGUCGGAGCCUGUUGAGUUUGGCGUGCGGCGGCGGUUCCGAGACGUGGUCACGCUCUCUGAUAGGCUCGCGGAGGCUUACCGGGGGUUUUUUAUUCCUCCACGUCCGGAUAAGAGCGUGGUUGAGAGCCAGGUGUUGCAGAAGAACGAGUUCGUGGAGCAGCGUCGGUCGGCUCUUGAGAAGUAUUUGUGGCGAUUAGCGGAGCAUCCGGUGAUCGGGAAGAGCGAUGAGUUUAGGGUGUUCCUUCAGGCGAAGGGAAAGCUUCCAUUGCCGACGACCACUGAUGUUGCUUCAAGGAUGCUGGAUGGGGCGGUGAGGCUUCCAAAGCAGCUAUUUGGGGAGGGAGCAGCUGCACAAGUUGUGCCGCAGGAGGUAGUGCAGCCGGCAAAGGGAGGCAGAGACUUGCUGAGGAUAUUUAAGGAAUUGAAGCAGGCAGUGACUAAUGAAUGGGGAGGAGUGAAACCAUUGUUGGUGGAGGAGGACAAGGAAUUUUUGGAGAAAAAGGAGAAGAUGCAGGAUCUUGAGCAGCAACUCAGCAGUGCGUCACAGCAGGCUGAAGUUCUGGUUAAUGCACAACAAAGUAUUGGUGAAACAAUGGGAGAAAUAGGUUUGGCAUUCAUCAAACUUACAAAGUUUGAGACCGAGGAAGCAGUAUACAGCUCUCAGAGAAUACGAGCUGCUGAUACCAAAAACGUUGCAACUGCUGCUGUAAAAGCCAGCAGAUUAUAUCGUGAACUAAAUGCUCAAACUGUCAAACAUCUGGAUACACUUCAUGAACAUCUAGGAUUAAUGCUUGCUGUUAACAGUGCCUUCUCAGAGAGAACCAGUGCUCUGUUGACUGUGCAGACCUUAAUGUCAGAUUUGGCAACACUAAAUACAAGGGUCGAUAAACUUGAAGCUGCAUCCUCUAAGAUUUUUGGUGGCGACAGAUCAAGAUUACAUAAGAUAGAGGAGCUAAGAGAAACAAUUAGAGUUACUGAGGAUGCUAAAGGUUGUGCAAUAAGAGAAUACGAGAGGAUAAAGGAAAACAAUCGGAAUGAGCUCAAUAGGCUAGACCAAGAAAGGAAGGAUGAUUUUCUCAGCAUGCUGAAAGGGUUUGUAAUUAACCAGGUCGCGUAUUCUGAAAAGUUGGCUAAUGUCUGGGCUACCGUAGCCGAAGAUACGAGUAACUAUGUGAGAGGCAACAGCUAGAUUGUGCGUCAUCAUUAUCAUCAACAUCAAGUCGUGUCUAUAUCAAGCUAUUUAUAAUCAGCCACAUGAAUCGUGUGAGUGGAAACUAAAAUUUUCUCCUUUGCAGCUUCUUCUCAAUCACAGGAAUGUACACGAACCACCUUGCAGUUGAAAGGGUAACAAGAAAAAGAAAAGGGUUGUGUUUGCUACAGAAAAAAGUAGUUCAUGGUGGUGCUUGUUUCUGAAAUCUGUCUGGGCUCAGCAUUUUUAGUUUGCUGUUGUGUAUAUUUAUUAGGUUAAUUUUCCGAUUUUUUUUUUCAAAAUGCAGCUUAAUAUUUUAAUAUUGUCAAAAUCCCUCAUAAGGUUUUUAUUU
Molecule: messenger RNA, 2443 nt
Organism: Zingiber officinale
Lineage: Eukaryota; Viridiplantae; Streptophyta; Magnoliopsida; Zingiberales; Zingiberaceae
Product: sorting nexin 2A-like
Exons: 5
Coding region: 376-2091 (571 amino acids)
Molecular function (GO): phosphatidylinositol binding
Source: RefSeq, a predicted model, not a curated record